This is a messenger RNA of Tauraco erythrolophus (red-crested turaco), 2235 nucleotides long. RefSeq names its product vitrin (gene VIT). NCBI's taxonomy places the organism in Eukaryota, Metazoa, Chordata, Aves, Musophagiformes, Musophagidae. Gene Ontology annotation, cellular component: interstitial matrix. The record is from RefSeq and is a predicted model, not a curated record. Gene Ontology annotation, biological process: positive regulation of cell-substrate adhesion; extracellular matrix organization.
AUGAAGGCCACAGUCAUUGCAAUCUUCUUUGGUGUGCUUCUUGUAUGUACGUAUGCAGCUAAGGAAGCCACAAGGAAGACGAAAAAGGCUAAGCUAUAUGUACCCCAGAUCGAUUGUGAUGUCAAGGCGGGGAAGAUAAUCAACGCAGAAUUCAUUGCAAAAUGCCCUCCUGGAUGUCAAGAUGUAAAAUACCGUGUUUAUGGCACAGACAUUUACGCUUCCUUUUCCAGUGUGUGCAAUGCUGCAAUUCACAGUGGAAUAAUCGACAACACAGGUGGGAAGAUCCUUGUCCAGAAAGUCGCUGGUCACUCAGGUUACCGCGGGACCUUCUCCAAUGGGGUCCGGUCGCUGUCACUGCCACGCUGGAGGGAGUCCUUCCUUGUGUCAGAGGGCAAGCCAAGGAAAGGUGUGACAUAUCCAUCAACUCUCGAAUAUUCUUCUUCAAAAAGCACAGCUGUUAAACCAGAGCCUAAAAAGCCAGAGCAAGACCUAAAAUCUACGAAGAGUGCAGAUACCGUUAACACACCAGAAAAACCAUCAGAACAAGGGGAAGCAGUCCGCAAAGAGUAUCAGACAUCCCCAGUGCCGACACCAGCUACACAAAUGGCCACCACAAGCCCAACACCAACGACCACAACAAUGGAUCCUUCCACCACAACACCAAAGCCAAUCACAACACCUGCAACAACCAGAACCACAGCAGUUGCAGCUGCAGCCAAGACUCGACCCGGACUGCAUAGGGUCAGAGACAUAGGUUCUAGCAAUGUCCACCCAGCAUACUUAUCUGUGGUAGCUGCAGCAUCAAGACAGGUUCAGGCUGCACAAGGAAGAGGACAGAAUACAGCAUUCAGGGGCGCUUCCACCUCUGCAAGUAAUAGGAAUAUUUUACGACCCAGUACAGGUAUUCAGCGCCAAGAGUCUGUCGUUGCCUUCCGGAGAGCUGCCAGCUCUUCAGCCCACCUGGCAAUGGAAACAGACUCGUGGAAACCUGGACUGAGCCUUUUUAACACAGGCUUCAGUUCAAAGGAAGAAUUGAAUCCAAAGCCACUGGAGUCCAUCUCGCAGGGGAACCCAAAUUGCAAGGUUGAUUUGUCCUUCUUGAUGGAUGGGAGCUGGAGUAUCGGUAAACGCCGCUUUCAGCUCCAGAAGCGGUUCCUUGGUAAUGUGGCUCAAGCCCUUGGCAUUGGCAGUGCUGGUCCUCUGAUGGGCAUUGUUCAGUAUGGCGAUGACCCUUCCACAGAAUUUAAUUUAAAAACUUAUGCCAACUCCAAGGACCUAAGAAGUGCCAUUGAGAAAAUCCCACAGAAAGGUGGACUUUCCAACGUUGGGAAGGCACUUUCAUUUGUUAACAAAAACUUCUUUUCGGAUGCUAAUGGAAAUCGAGGUGGAGCACCCAAUGUGGUUGUAGUGAUGGUGGAUGGGUGGCCAACGGACCAAGUGGAGGAGGCCUCCAGGCUGGCCAGAGAAUCAGGGAUCAACAUUUUCUUUGUCACUAUUGAAGCAGCUGCUGAAAGUGAGAAGCAGAACAUUAUCGAACCAAACUUUGUGGACAAGGCUGUGUGCAGGACAAACGGUUUCUAUUCCAUCAACGUGCCCAGCUGGUUCAGCCUACACAAGGUGGUCCAGCCCUUGGUGAAGCGGGUCUGUGACACUGACCGACUGGUUUGCAGCAAGACGUGCCUCAAUUCAGCCGACAUCGGUUUCGUCAUCGAUGGCUCCAGCAGCGUCGGCACCAGCAACUUCCGCACAGUCCUCCAGUUUGUAGCCAACAUCAGCAAGGAGUUCGAGAUUUCGGACACCGACACCCGCAUCGGAGGCUAUGAGCAAAGGCUCGAGUUCAGCUUCGACAAGUACAGCACGAAGCAGGAUGUGCUGAGCGCUAUCAAAAGGAUCAGUUACUGGAGCGGUGGGACCAGCACGGGAGCAGCCAUCAGCUAUGCCUCAGAGCAGCUGUUCAGCAAAUCCAAACCCAACAAAAGAAAGAUCAUGAUCCUCAUUACAGAUGGCAGGUCUUACGACGACGUCAGGGUGCCGGCCAUGGCAGCUCACCAAAACGGAGUUAUAGCUUACUCAGUUGGAGUUGCCUGGGCAGCCCAAGAUGAACUGGAAGCCAUCGCAACGGACCCUGAUAACGAGCAUUCCUUCUUCGUGGAUGAAUUUGACAACCUCUACCGCUUUGUUAAUCAGCUCAUCCAAAACAUUUGCACAGAAUUUAAUUCCCAGCCACGGAACUGA